This is a messenger RNA of Acanthochromis polyacanthus (spiny chromis), 4246 nucleotides long. RefSeq names its product uridine-cytidine kinase 1-like 1a (gene uckl1a). Lineage: Eukaryota; Metazoa; Chordata; Actinopteri; Pomacentridae. Bases 24 to 1646 code for a protein of 540 amino acids. Gene Ontology annotation, cellular component: cytoplasm. Gene Ontology annotation, molecular function: kinase activity; ATP binding. The record is from RefSeq and is a predicted model, not a curated record. The transcript is spliced from 15 exons.
UGCGGUUAAGAAGGAAUCCAUCCAUGGCUUUAGCCAGCCGAUGCCGGCUCCGAGGUCGCAGGAUCCAAAGCGAAGCGGAGUGCGGGAAAAUAAUGUCGUCCCGCUCGGACAGUGGGAGUGGGGAGGACUCGUUGGACCGGCUGCUGCCUCCAGCCGGGGCCCCUCGCAGGAAGAGCACCACCUCUCUGAGCAAAACAGAACCUCCUCUGCUGCGUACAGGCACUCGCACCAUCUACACCGCCGGCCGACCUCCCUGGUAUGACGAGCACGGAGCCCAGUCGAAAGAGGCCUUUGUCAUCGGGUUGUGUGGGGGCAGCGCCUCAGGGAAGACCACCGUGGCCAAUAAGAUCAUCGAGGCUCUGGAUGUGCCGUGGGUUGUGCUCUUGUCUAUGGAUUCUUUCUACAAGGUUUUAUCCGCCGAGGAGCAGGCCCUGGCAGCAAAGAACGACUACAACUUCGACCAUCCGGGGGCCUUUGACUUUGAGCUGCUGGUCGCCACACUGCGGAAACUAAAACAGGGCAAAAGUGUGAAGAUCCCAGUGUAUGACUUCACCACACACAGGAGACAGAAAGACUGGAAAAAUGUGUACGGUGCCAGUGUAAUCAUUUUUGAAGGCAUUAUGUCCUUUGCGGACAAAGAGCUGCUUCAGCUCCUGGAUAUGAAAAUCUUUGUGGACACAGACUCAGACAUCCGGCUCGUCCGGCGGCUCCGCAGGGACAUCACAGAGCGCGGACGGGACAUUGAAGGCGUCAUCAAGCAGUACAACAAGUUUGUGAAGCCGGCCUUUGAGCAGUACAUCGAGCCGACCAUGAGGCUGGCUGAUAUUGUGGUGCCGAGAGGUGGUGGGAACAUGGUGGCCAUUGAUCUGAUAGUGCAGCAUGUUCACAGUCAGCUGGAGGAGCGUGAGCUCAGUGUCAGGGCUCUCCUGGCUUCAGCCCAGCAGACGCAGCCAUUGCCUCAGACGCUCAGCGUGCUGGAGAGUACGCCACAGGUCCGAGGCCUGCACACCAUCAUCAGGAACAAAGAAACCAGCCGAGACGAGUUCAUUUUCUAUUCAAAGAGAUUAAUGCGGCUUCUCAUAGAACAUGCUCUGACAUUUCUGCCAUCUCGGCACUGCGUGGUUCAGACUCCACAGGGUCAUGAGUACGAGGGCCGCAGCUACAACGGUAAAGGGAUCACCGGUGUGUCGAUCCUGCGGGCGGGAGAGACCAUGGAGCCCGCCCUGAGGGCCGUGUGCAAGGAUGUCCGCAUCGGCAAGAUCCUCAUCCAGACCAACCUGGAUUCGGGCGAACCGGAGCUGCAUUACCUGCGUCUGCCCAAAGACAUCAGUGAAGAUCAUGUCAUCCUAAUGGACAGCACAGUCUCCACCGGCGCUGCUGCCAUGAUGGCAGUACGAGUCCUAUUGGAUCAUGAGGUGCAGGAGGAUAGGAUCGUGUUGGUGUCGCUGCUGAUGGCAGAGCUCGGGGUGCACUCUGUGGCCUACGCCUUCCCGAAGGUCAAAAUCAUCACCACUGCUGUGGACAAGAGCCUGGACGAUUUUUUACAUGUAAUUCCUGGUAUCGGGGACUUUGGGGAUCGAUACUUUGGGACGGACGGAUCCGACAGCUGGAGCGACGAGGAGGACCAGGAGCAGCCUUCACACUGACGGAAACAUCUGUGAGCCUCUGUGAAAGAAAAAUCUAACUACUUGAAAACUCUUGUUAUUGUGUGUCCUCCUCUUCAGGCGUAGACUAGCAAAAACUUUGUUGUAUUCACUUUUGUGUACUAGACAUGAAAUUUUGUACUCCAAUGAGUCUGGUUUUAUGCAUGAGGGAAGGUCUGAGUGUUUGCCGUUAAUAUUUUAAUACAGAAGGUCACAGAGGUGAAACAGUGCCAUUACCUUUGAGGUAUAACAAUGCAAUAACAUCAAUAUUUAGGAAGUGGAACAGGUUGCACCAGCUGUUCUGAAAUUCAGGACUUACUUAGUGCUGCUUUUUAAACAGUCAUUUACUUUUUGAGUUUGCAGCAUUAAACCUUGUCCUGACUAAGAGCCGGUGAUGUUCAGCGUGUUAGCAAGCCAAAGUUUUCCUAACUGCUGAAGCUGAUGGAUCGUCUUGAGUUACUGGAUCAUAAACCAAAGACAUUUUAACAGAUUGCUUUAAAAAAAUGAGGCAUUAAACGGUGAUCAAAGCUGCUAAAAUUCAUCCUCAUUGAGACAUUUAAUGUCUGCUUUAGAUCCAUCCAGUAGUUGAUGAGACAUUUCACCUGAAAGCAGCCUCAUGGUGGUGCUAGAUGAAAAAGUCAGAGGAAGUUAUUGUUCACGCUCUGAGCACCGGGGUUGAUUGUACAAAGCUUCACGGUAUUCCACAAUAACUAGAGGUAAUUGUGCUAACAGUGAACUGAGGGGAAAAGUCUGAUGGGGCCAAACUGGAUGUUGACUACCAAUUCUUCUAAACGCAGGUCUGACUUUGCUGCGUUUGUUCAGACACAGAAGGAGAAAUGUGUUUCAGAAUCUUCACACAGUCUAAAACAUGUUAAACCUCACUGCCAUUAUUAUCCCCCGCCUCCACGAAGUGGAAAAGGGGGCUAUAGGUUUGGCCUCCGUCCGUCUGUGCUUCCGUCCGUGCGUCCGAGAUGAAGGGGACAGCUUUUCUCAGAAACUAUUACAGCUAGGAUUAUGAAAUUUAGUGUGUAGCUUCACACCAUGGACACCUUGAUCAGGUUCGAAAAUGAGACCUGUGCGAUAAUAUUUAACAGAGUUAUGGCCCUUUAUCACUGUUUUGGAUAUAGACUCAUAGACAUCACAUGUGGCGGGGGAUAUUGAUGACCAUGUCGUCUUGUUAGAUCUAACAUUAGUCAGUCUUUAGGUCAUUUGAAGGAUCGGUGUUAACAGUUGCAAAUGUGGCUAAGAACCUGAAGUGUUUACAGAUGUUUUAUUACAUACAUAUAUUACAGUAGGUUUUCAUAGAGCCUAAUCAAAACCUAUCAACUGUUUUACACCUAUAUUAGCAAGACAACAAUAGUUCAGCUGGUUUAGUUGGCAGCAGUGACUUAGUGGAUGCAAAUGUUUUGUUUGUGGGAUGCAGCUUGUUUCAAAUUGGAGAUUGGUAAAUCAUACAGUAUAGUUUAGCCUCUCUUAUAAUUAAUAUCAAAGUGAAAUCAAAUAAUUAAGCUUUUUUUUGAAAAAUAGACAGAAUCAUGUUUUUUUACGUCUAGUGAAGACUCUUUUACCAAUUUCUCUAGAAAAUAAACUCCAUACUCUGGGAAAGAACACAAAAUUUGAAUGAAUGCUUUUUUUUUUAAUGUAAAUGUAAAAUAUUGGAAGAAACAUUAACAUGUAGCAGUAGAAAUUAGAAUUACUUUUUAAAUAAUUUUCCCAAAAUAAAGCAUUUAUAGUCACCAUCAUUGCAGAAUUAGGAAUCAGUAGAAACAGUGAAUACUUUAAUCCAGAUAGUUUGAAAAGCUGUCUAAGGUUUUAUGUUGUUUUAAGAUCACUUAAUGUUAAAACAUGAAGGCCACAAACUAAGCAAUUUGAAUUCCUGAACAGCUGGUGCAACUGAUCUCAGAAUAUAAUCCACACAAAUCAUUCACACUUAAUGCUGCUCUAAUAAGACAUUUUUAUAUAUGUAAUGGUGUAAACUUACAUCUACAGUAGAGUAGUUGUCAGAGAUUUUAUAUUAAAGUUGUAUCACAAAGGAGAGUUAUUGUUAUUUUGGAUAGUCAGAAUUUUACACAUUCAGGUCGGGAGUAAAACACCAACAAUGAUGAAAUAAACCUUAAAUUCAGAGGGAUUUUCAUUCAGAUUUCACUCUUCACUGCCACCAGUUGAUAUUUCUGCUGGUAUCUGACAUUGUGUUGGACUGAUCGUGGAGGUCGGAGGUCACGGACGGUCACAUGUGAAUAUUUGAAACGCUGCUCUGACGCUCAGGGUUCACACUCAGGCCGUCUGCCUCCUGUGAUGCACUUUAUGGCCUGUAGGGGUCAGUACAGCUCACGUAAAGCUUCUCCCCAGCGUGAUUUAUAGUGUGUCCCUUUGAGAAAUCUGUUCUUUACAGUGCAGGAGAGCCGCACACUGACUCACCUGAAUCCCAAGUUAGAGCUUUAACAUCAUGAGCGGCUGGAACUGAGCUUCAUGGUUUCACGCACUGAUGUGGUGCUGAACGCAGCGUGGAGAUGCUCACUUGUGCACAUGUACAAUAAUGAUGUUAAUGUCAUUUUCAGGGUUACAAAAUGAGCAGUAAAAAAAACCUCUCUUGCUUUUCCCUC